CCGUCCCCUCACCGGGUCGAAAGGUGGCCCCUGCCCGCCCAUGGCGGUCCUCCGUAACCUCUCCGCCCUCCUGGUCCGGCCCUUUGCUGUUCAUGCCCGCGCGACGAAUCGCGCCCAUUUCAAGUCACCCGCGCGCGGUCUCGCGACUGCUAAGGCGCCCUCAUCCCUCUUCACGCCGUUGGACACCUUCGCCGACCGCCAUAUCGGUCCCGACGACCAUGAAAUAUCGCAUAUGCUGAAGAAACUUGGUUACGAUUCCAUGGACGCGUUCAUUGCCGACACUGUCCCGGACAAAAUCAGGACUUCUGCCACAUCCGUCAGCAACGACUCUAUCCCGUCUCUCAGCGAGUCGGAGUUGUUCCAGCGCGCGAAAGAGCUGGGCAGAGCGAACAAGCCGUUCAAGAGCUACAUUGGUAUGGGCUACCACAACGCGGUGGUACCACCUGUCAUUUUGCGGAAUGUUAUGGAAAGCCCGGCUUGGUACACGCCGUACACUCCCUACCAGCCUGAGAUCGCCCAAGGUCGUCUCGAGUCGCUGGUGAACUUCCAGGCGAUGGUGAUGUCAUUGACGUCGAUGGACAUCGCCAACGCGUCUCUUUUGGAUGAAGCCACGGCUGCAGCCGAGGGCAUGGUCAUGGCCUUUACCGGAUCAAACGGCAAAAAGCGCACCUUCUUCGCGGACAACGGAGUCGCCCCUCAGACCGUCGCCGUGCUCAGGACUCGCGCUAAGGGUUUUGGUAUCAAACUGGUUGUCGGUGAUGCGUUGGAGGAUCUUGACGACGAAGCCCUUCGGAAGGACCUCUGUGGCGUGCUCGUCCAGUAUCCGGAUGUCAACGGUGCCGUCAAAGACUUCUCCGGUUUGGCACAUUCCGUACAUACCGCAGGCGCUCUUCUGGUCUGCGCUACCGACCUCCUGGCGCUUACGAUGCUCAAGCCGCCCGGUGAAUGGGGCGCGGACAUCGUUCUCGGCAACUCUGCUCGCUUCGGUGUUCCUGCUGGCUAUGGCGGUCCUCACGCCGCAUUCUUUGCAUGCACGGACAAGCUCAAGCGGAAGAUGCCUGGUCGUCUCAUCGGUCGUAGUCGCGAUGUCAACGGGAAGCCGGCGUAUCGUCUGGCCCUUCAGACUCGUGAGCAGCACAUCCGUCGCGAGAAGGCUACUAGCAACAUCUGCACGAGUCAGGCGCUCCUCGCGAACAUGGCUGCCAUGUACGCCGUCUACCACGGCCCCGUCAGCUUGCAGCGUAUCGCCCAGAAAGUCCACUGUCUGACGCAGACGGUCAAGACUGCGGUGGAGUAUUAUGGUUACAAGGCAGUCAGCACUCACUUCUUUGACACCCUCACCAUCGACGUCAGCAGUGCAGUCAAGGAUGCGGAUGCGGUCCACGCCGCCGCCCUGGCAGCCGGCAUCAACUUGCGCAAGGUCGAUGCCAAGCACGUUGGGCUGACUCUGGACGAGAGCGUCGGCGCGGAAGACGUCGUGUCCUUGAUCAAUGUCUUCGCUAGGGCCGCCUCCCAGCCUGCCAUCUCCGCAAGCGACCUUACCCCGCCUGAGACCCUUGCCGUCCCCGACCCUCUGCGUCGCACCUCCAGGAUACUACCCCAUCCGGUCUUCAACACGCACCACUCUGAGACGGAGAUGCUCCGCUACAUCUACCAUCUCCAGUCGAAGGACCUUGGCCUGGAGCAUGCGAUGAUCCCCCUUGGUAGCUGCACGAUGAAGCUGAACAGCACGAGCAGCAUGGUCCCGCUCACCUGGCCCGAGUUCAGCCCGGUGCAUCCCUUCGCGCCCAAGGACCAGGUUGAGGGUUAUCUCCAGGUCAUCAAGGAAUUGGAGGAAGACCUCCGCAAGAUCACCGGUUUCGCUGCGUGCUCCCUCCAACCCAACUCCGGUGCCGCUGGCGAGUACGCUGGCUUGUCUGUUAUCAGGGCAUACCACGAGUCUCGUGGGCAGGGUCACCGAGAUAUCUGCCUUAUCCCUCUCAGCGCGCACGGCACAAAUCCUGCAUCUGCUGUCAUGGCAGGUCUCAAGGUUGUUCCCGUCAAGACUCAUGCAGAUGGGAACCUCGACCUAGAGGAUUUACGCACAAAGGCCGAGAAGCACAAGGACAACCUGGCAGCUUUCAUGAUCACCUAUCCGUCGACGUUCGGUGUCUUCGAACACGGGGUGCAAGACGCGUGCAAGAUCAUCCACGAUAAUGGUGGUCAGGUCUAUCUGGACGGCGCUAACCUCAACGCGCAGAUCGGUCUUACAAACCCUGCCAUCUGCGGAGGUGAUGUCUGCCAUAUGAACUUGCACAAGACAUUCGCCAUUCCUCACGGCGGCGGUGGACCCGGUGUCGGCCCUAUUUGCGUUGCCGGGCACCUUGCGCCCUUCCUUCCAUCACAUCCUCUCGUUGCUACUGGGGGUGACAAGGCAAUUGAGGCCGUCGCAGCAGCCCCCUUCGGAAGCGCAUCUAUCCUCUUGAUCUCCUGGGCGUACAUCAAGAUGCUUGGAGGCUCUGGCUUGUCUGAUGCCUCGAAGGUCGCGCUUCUGAACGCGAACUACAUGGCCCACCGUUUGUCCGGACAUUACACCCUCCGCUACAAGAACGGCAACAACCGCGUCGCCCAUGAGCUCCUGAUUGACCUCGCCGAGUUCGACAAGGCCGCUGGACUGAAGGUCAUGGACUUCGCGAAGCGUCUGCAAGACUACAGUUUCCACCCGCCCACCUGCUCCUGGCCCACUCCCACCUGCAUGCUCAUCGAGCCCACUGAGUCUGAGACCCUCGAGGAGAUCGAUAGGUUCUGUGAUGCCAUGAUCCAAAUCCGCAAGGAGGCAGAGGAUAUCAUCACCGGCAAGCAGCCCAAGGACAACAAUGUCCUAAAGAACGCACCCCAUCCCAUCUCCGUCAUCGCCCUCUCCGAAGAGGAGUGGAAUCGUCCCUAUUCCCGUCAGACUGCUGCAUACCCCGUGCCAUGGCUCCUUGAGAGGAAGUUCUGGCCCACCACCUCCCGCAUCGAUGAUGCCUACGGCGACCUCCACCUCAUCUGCGACUGUCCCUCCGUAGAGGAACUUGCCUCUACCCACUGAAUGAACACACCUAAUGGACCAUCGUAGAGAUGUUAGUAUACGUUAUUACAUGGGCUUUCGCUCUCCCGGAUGUCCCGCCCCGACCAGCGUACUGUUCAACCACGCGCACACAUCUGUAUUAUACCUUGCACGUUAUCGUUCACGCAAUAGAUUGCACGCAUCGCUAU
This is a messenger RNA of Dichomitus squalens LYAD-421 SS1, 3237 nucleotides long. RefSeq names its product glycine dehydrogenase. Gene Ontology annotation, molecular function: pyridoxal phosphate binding; glycine dehydrogenase (decarboxylating) activity; glycine binding. Bases 41 to 3070 code for a protein of 1009 amino acids. The transcript is spliced from 11 exons. Lineage: Eukaryota; Fungi; Basidiomycota; Agaricomycetes; Polyporales; Polyporaceae. Gene Ontology annotation, cellular component: mitochondrion; glycine cleavage complex. The record is from RefSeq and is a predicted model, not a curated record. Gene Ontology annotation, biological process: glycine decarboxylation via glycine cleavage system.